GUUAAAAUUGGUUUUUGGUGGUAUGCAAAAAGUGGUUUAUUAGAUUUACGGAUUGUUUUGAUUGGAAGUGAAGUUUUUAGUGUACGCAGUGGAAUUUUUGGGCAAAUAUUACGUUUUGGGAUUGUAGUAUAUCUCUAGUAAUAUGACGGAUGAAGUUAAGAAAUAUUUCAAUGGGUUACUACACAAGGUCAACGGUCUGUAUGUAAUACAAGUUACUGAUAGAGAUGGAGUACCAUUGUUGCGUGUGAGUCAGGAUAAAAAUGUAGACUUUGCACUUAUGCCGUCUUUCAUUCCUACAUUUGCAACGGCCAGCGAGCAGGCAGGAAAGUUGGGGUUGGGACGGAACAAAGUAAUUAUUUCGAUGUAUUCGAAUUACCAGGUGGUACAAAUGAAUAAACUACCAUUAAUUUUAACUUUUGUUGGUGGCGAGCAUUGCAACAGUGGCCAUAUACUAGCUUUGGAACACCAAUUAGAUGCUCAUCUGGAAGACAUAAAGUCAGCUGUAAACGAAGCGUAAUAAUAUACACAUAUACACAUGUUCUGCCUUUUUCAUAUCUUUCUGCAACAAUAUACAUGCAAUAUUUGACAA
Molecule: messenger RNA, 589 nt
Organism: Anastrepha obliqua
Lineage: Eukaryota; Metazoa; Arthropoda; Insecta; Diptera; Tephritidae
Gene: Lamtor3
Product: ragulator complex protein LAMTOR3 homolog
Exons: 3
Coding region: 143-517 (124 amino acids)
Biological process (GO): cellular response to amino acid stimulus; positive regulation of TOR signaling
Cellular component (GO): Ragulator complex
Source: RefSeq, a predicted model, not a curated record